Messenger RNA from Prorocentrum cordatum, 735 nucleotides. The record is from the annotation of a GenBank genome assembly. NCBI's taxonomy places the organism in Eukaryota, Dinophyceae, Prorocentrales, Prorocentraceae.
AUGUCUGCGUCCGCGGGGCGCCAGGGCAAGGAAACGCAGCCGGAGGAGGCUCCGCCCGAGCCGCCGCCAGAGAAGCCGCCCCCGCCAGAGUUUAUGAGCGGUGCGGGCUCAGGCUGCACUGUCUACGAGAAGCUGUUGGCCUACGAUUUCCGGCGGAUGGUCCUGGAGAGCCCCCCCUGGGCUCCAGCAGAGGGCCACCCCGAGACCGAGGAGGACCCGAACCAGGCUGGCGCCGCCAGGGAACUGCCGACCCUCUCGGACGGCACAGAGGCGUUGGUGGUGCUCGAGUUUAGGGCGCCCUGGAUCGAGGAGCAGCUGGCCACCGCGCGCGAGACCGUCUUCGCGCAGCUGGGGAUGUGCCGGAAGCACCUCGACCGGGUAGACACCCCGGCUUUGUGCAAGGCGGUCCGACAGGAGUUGGACCAGCGCUUGCGACGGCACACCAACCGGAAGGGCGAGGUUCAGGUGGAGUGGUACAUGCCGCGCUACAACACCAUCUCGAAGCACAAGGACAAGUUCGAGAGGCACCUGAUCGACGCUGCCAAGCGGAACCAGGCCCACGAUGAUCGAGCAAAGGCUUUGUCCGAAGAGUUCGAGGCCGCGGAGGCCACCUACCGCGAGGCCAUCGCUGGACUGAAGGCCAAGGUGCCAGAGGAGACGGCCAUGGCGUUCCUGACCAAGUGCGACCGGCAGGCGCGAGAGCAGGCGGAAUUGUUCUUGGAGAAGGGACGCAAG